AAACGUGACCGUAACAAACGUUCAACGUCCAGUAUUCUUUCAGCUCUUAAUUCGCAGACUUCCUCCUCUUCUUCUACAAAAAAAAAAAAAAAAAAAAAAAAACUUUAUUAAGAUGAAGGCAACUUUUGCAAUUCUUACUCUUUGCAUCGUCGGUGCUUUGGCCGGCAUCACCGAAGAACAAAAGACGAAGCUCGCUGCCUACAAAACAGAAUGUAUUAAAGAAUCUGGAGUUGAUGCUGCCGUGGUGCAAAAUGCCAGAGAUGGAAAAAUUGACGACAAUGAUAAAAAAUUGGCCUGCUUCUCAGCUUGUUUGUUGAAGAAAAUUGGAAUCAUGAAUCCCGAUGGUACAAUUAAUGAGGAAGUUGCUCGUGCUAAAAUCCCAGAUUCAAUUCCAAAGGACAAAGCCAAUGAAGUCAUUAACAAAUGCAAAGUAUUGAAAGGAGCAGACGAAUGCGAAACUGGAUAUAAAGUAAUGAAGUGCUACAUGCAAACAAAAACUUUCUCCAUUCUUUAAUUGAAAAAAUAAUUUUCCUUUUCUUUGCAUGCGAAAAAUCUCUGUUAUCAUAGAAUCGAAAUAAUUCAUUUUUAUUUGCAAAAAAAAUUUAUGUAAAUGUUGAAAAAAAAAUAAAGGAAAUUAUUUCAGUUGA
Molecule: messenger RNA, 647 nt
Organism: Leptopilina heterotoma
Lineage: Eukaryota; Metazoa; Arthropoda; Insecta; Hymenoptera; Figitidae
Product: general odorant-binding protein 56d-like
Exons: 5
Coding region: 113-514 (133 amino acids)
Biological process (GO): sensory perception of smell
Molecular function (GO): odorant binding
Source: RefSeq, a predicted model, not a curated record